Ictalurus punctatus (channel catfish) is the source of this 1456-nucleotide messenger RNA. It is a transcript of the gene bcl2l16, whose product is annotated as BCL2 like 16. Gene Ontology annotation, molecular function: protein heterodimerization activity; protein homodimerization activity. The record is from RefSeq and is a predicted model, not a curated record. Gene Ontology annotation, biological process: regulation of apoptotic process; intrinsic apoptotic signaling pathway in response to DNA damage; extrinsic apoptotic signaling pathway in absence of ligand. The transcript is spliced from 3 exons. Gene Ontology annotation, cellular component: mitochondrial outer membrane. The coding region runs from base 352 to 951 and encodes 199 amino acids. NCBI's taxonomy places the organism in Eukaryota, Metazoa, Chordata, Actinopteri, Siluriformes, Ictaluridae.
CUCAUCUGAGUGUGUAAUAUUUUUAGCUGGAUCCACAGAGGCCAGGGGGUGGUGGUGGUGGUCUGAGGCUUCGAGAUUGUACACGUUCAACCAGCAGGAGCGCUAAAUAUAACCAGGGUCAACAUAUUAGAACACAUGCAUAAAUAUACACACAUGCUUGCACCUCAGAUGACCGAGAAAGCAGACAAAAGAGCUAAUUCAUUGUUGUUCUUCCAGCUGCUAACUGAGCCUUAGUGUUCUUGGGACUUCUUGGAUAAUUCUCAAGGGAACCCUGACAAGAAGAUACCAAGGCAGAUCAUCAUGCAGGAAAAUCCCAACUGAAAACCAAGACCCUGAUUGGAUACAGCAUUGAUGGGUCUAAUAGAUAAGCCUUUGAUUGGCCAGGGCCUUUCCAGCCCUGAUCCACUGGUUCGAGAGGCCUACUUGAUGGUCUAUGAUUAUAUUAACUAUGUAACAGCCAAACCAGGCACACCGCUAGGCCCGGCACCCUCUCAAGCCUCAGCAGCAUUGCGUCACGCAGGAGACGAGCUCCUCCAGCGCUUCCCGAUCUUCUUCCGUCGCUGGCCACGGGUCUUCCGGGACGUGACAGAGGAGACAGCAUGUUCUACGCUGUUGUCCAUCCUGGACGAGCACUUCUCUCAGACGAGGCGCGGGGACCUGGCCUGGAGCGCCGUCCUCUCUGUGUUUGUGCUUGCUGGUCAGAUGGCACUGCACUGCCAGCAGAAUGGCAUGGAUAGAGUUCUGCCCCAGCUCCAGCAGUCUGCAGGCAACUAUGUUGAGAGAAUUAUCUGUCCUGCGAUCAGAGACAAGGGAGGAUGGUCAGGUUUUGUGGCUCGCUUUGGGGAGAAGCAGACUUUGGAAGGACAGAUAAAGAAGGUGUGCUGCUGGAGUUUGCUAACACUGAGCAUGGGGAUCCUCGCCUACUUCCUGUGGAAAAGAAGAAUCAUUUAGUCUACACUGCCCUCAUGUGGCAAACUUCUUUCGUAUGCCAGGACUUCUCAGAAAGAUGUUUAGAGUAUUGUAAAAUGCACAUUACUCUACAGAGUGCCAAAAUAUUAGGCUGGCAUAAAAUGAUCUACUUAUCAUUCUGAUUUACUGUUAUAAAUUACAACGUUGUACAAUGUUAUAAUCUCCAGUGUUGCCUUGACAACCGUUACCACCAGCGACGUAAUCCAAUACACUGUUGUCUUGACUGGUUGCCUGAGUAGCAUACAAAUGAAGAUGAGCCUUCCAGACCUUUCAACCUACUUCAUUUACAAGUUUUAUCACGUCACACAUUGUUCACUUACCAUGUGCUGUACUACCAAUAGCUUUUUUUUCCUCCUCUUGCCAUUUUUAACCGUUGAUAUGUUUUAAGUCGUCAGUAAUUAAGAGUGUUUCUAUGGUGUUGUAAAGAAAUCUUUCCUUUCACUGGUAUUUGGUAUCAAUGGAAUAACAGAUUAGCACGAAAACCUGA